Molecule: messenger RNA, 3471 nt
Organism: Hypoxylon trugodes
Lineage: Eukaryota; Fungi; Ascomycota; Sordariomycetes; Xylariales; Hypoxylaceae
Exons: 7
Coding region: 1-3471 (1156 amino acids)
Biological process (GO): protein phosphorylation; fungal-type cell wall biogenesis; signal transduction
Molecular function (GO): diacylglycerol-dependent serine/threonine kinase activity; ATP binding
Source: RefSeq, a predicted model, not a curated record
AUGAACGACGAAGAUGCUUUGGCCAACAUCUACAAAAAGAUCGAGCGCGAGAAGGCCCUCAUCAACGCUGCCAAUUCUAUGCGACAGCAGACCAACAACGACGAUGUCCGAUCCCGUCUGGAUAGUCAAAUGCGCGAGGGGCGUCGAAACCUCCAAUUUUUUGAGGACAAGCUCCGUGAUUUGCAGAUGAAGCGUCUAGGAUCGGGCAUAGAUAAUCUGAACCUAGGCUCGAGCUCCUCCGUAGGUCCUAUGCAUGGUAGUCUCGAUCCGCUCAGUGGUCGUGAAGGACCACCGCCGCCUCCGCCUAAGGAUGCUGGCGGCUAUUCGGGCGACGGAGGCUCGUAUGGCUCACAACAAUACAGUCAAAUUGGCGGCCAUGGCGAUUUGAUGCCCCCGCGACAUCCAUAUCCGCCCCCAGGACCAACUUCGUCGGUUCCGAAACAGAGACCGAACUUUACCAAGCUAGACCUGAUAACAUAUGAUACCCCAUACCUCGGUCCACGAAUCCAACUCAUGCUCUCCCAAAUCCAGUUCAAGUUGAACGUCGAAGAACAAUAUCUGAAAGGGAUAGAAAAAAUGGUUCAGCUCUACGGCAUGGAAGGCGACCGCAAAAGCAAAGCGGACGCCGCCGCCAAGAAAGUCGAGAGUAAGCAGAAAAUCCACCUCUUGAAGCAGGCACUCAAGCGGUACGAGGAACUGCAUAUCGACGACUUGGACUCGGCGGAUUCGCCCGAUGAUGAUAGCAUAAAUACGCCCAAUCUGCGUAAACCGCUUACUGGGCAGCUUUCGAUUCGGGUUGUUCAAGUAAGGGAUGUUGACCAUGCGAGUACCGGACGAUUCUCGCGAGGUCCGGAGACCUUCGUUGCUGUCAAAGUCGAGGAUAACGUUGUCGCACGAACGAGGGUCUCACGUAACGACCGGUGGGAAGCCGAAUACCACAACAUCGAUGUAGACAAGGCGAACGAAAUCGAGCUCACAGUGUAUGAUAAGCCGGGUGAGCAUGCUCUGCCUAUCGCUAUGCUGUGGGUACGAAUAUCAGACAUCGUCGAAGAGAUGCGACGAAAGAGGAUCGAGGCGGAAAUAACCAACUCCGGCUGGGUAUCCGCUGACAGAAUGGGAGGAGCCGGUGCACCGCCGCCUCAAUUCCCAAUGGAUCCGCAACAAUCGCCUGGCGGCGCCGGUCCUACUUCCCCCGGCCUCUCCGCAGGUCCAAACCAACCGUUCGGACCUCAAGCGGUACCUCAAGUUACAUCUCAACCGAUCGAUGCGUGGUUUAACCUAGAACCCACUGGCUCCAUCCACUUAAACAUGAACUUCAUCAAGCAGAAUAAGGACCGCAGACCUGUGGAUUUGGGUCUUGGGCGAAAGGGUGCCAUCCGUCAACGCAAGGAGGAGGUGCACGAGAUGUACGGACACAAGUUCGUACAACACCAAUUUUACAACAUCAUGCGUUGCGCCCUUUGCGGUGACUUCCUCAAGUACUCCGCUGGUAUGCAGUGCGAGGACUGCAAGUAUACUUGCCAUACGAAAUGCUAUUCCAGUGUGGUUACGAAGUGCAUCAGUAAAAGUAACGCCGAAACUGAUCCGGAUGAGGAGAAAAUCAGCCACCGCAUCCCCCACAGAUUCGCGCCGUUCGCCAAUGUUACUGCUAAUUGGUGCUGCCACUGUGGUUAUAUCCUGCCUUUUGGCAAGAAGAAUUGUAGAAAGUGUACCGAAUGUGGACUUACGGCUCACGCUCAAUGUGUCCAUCUCGUUCCCGAUUUCUGUGGUAUGAGUAUGGCCGUUGCAAACCAAAUCCUCGAGGGCAUCAGAUCUCAAAAACAACGACAGCAAAAAGCGACUUCAUUGAGCGAGAAGACGUUGAGAGCAGGCAAGAUGAGCCCUUCGAGCACCUCAUCAGGACCUAUGUCGCCCUAUGGGGCGCCAUCUUACCAGCCCAGUGUAGCUUCUCAGGAGGCAACCGAUGCUGCCAAGGCUAUGUAUGCUAGCCAGACAUCACCAUCAAGACCGGUCCAUCCCGAUCGUACUUCAUCAGGCUCUAGCGCUGCCGCUGCUGCCGCUACUGCUGCCAUGAGUGGCACUAUGGCAUCCCAAUCUGGCCGUCCGGGACAGAUUCCGGAUUACUCUUCGGGUAGGGUAGGAGGCUAUGGUGGAUCUAUGGACGCUCAGGAAGACCCGUAUGCUGCUAAUCAAGGAUAUAAUAUUCCUUCGCAGCCUAAAUACAAUCCGGCGGCGUAUGCUAAUAUCAGCAACUAUCCUCCUAGUCAACCACAAAUACAGCAGCAGCAGCAGCGCCCUGUACAACAAGCACAGUCACCAGCGCCGCAAUUGCAACAACAAAUGUACCCUCCUGUUGCACCAAUUGCGAAGCCACAGCCAGUCCAGGAGACCCCUUCGCUAACAUCCAGUGCUACGUUACCACCCCCUUCGAGGAAACCUUUACCCCUGGCUACAGAUCCAGGAACAGGACAGCGAAUUGGCUUGGAUCAUUUCAAUUUCUUGUCCGUUCUUGGAAAGGGUAAUUUUGGUAAAGUCAUGUUGGCUGAGACGAAGAAGACACGACGACUUUACGCUAUCAAGGUUCUCAAGAAGGAGUUCAUUAUCGAGCACGACGAAGUUGAAAGUAUCCGAUCUGAGAAGAGGGUCUUUUUAAUUGCGAAUCGGGAGCGUCAUCCGUUCCUAACCAAUCUGCAUGCCUGUUUCCAAACCGAAACGAGAGUGUAUUUUGUCAUGGAGUACAUUAGUGGUGGCGAUUUGAUGCUUCAUAUUCAGCGCAGCGCAUUUAGCACAAAGCGUGCACAGUUUUAUGCUGCUGAAGUUUGCUUAGCUCUUAAGUACUUCCAUGAGAACGGUGUUAUCUACCGUGAUCUUAAGCUUGACAACAUUCUUCUCGCUCUUGAUGGUCAUAUCAAGAUUGCUGAUUACGGUUUGUGUAAGGAGGAUAUGUGGUAUGGCUCCACAACCAGCACCUUCUGUGGUACGCCUGAAUUCAUGGCUCCUGAGAUUUUGAUGGACAAGAAAUAUGGCCGAGCGGUGGAUUGGUGGGCAUUUGGCGUCUUGAUAUAUCAGAUGCUUUUGCAACAAUCUCCCUUCCGAGGUGAAGACGAAGAAGAAAUUUACGAGGCGGUCCUUGCAGAUGAGCCACUCUAUCCUAUCCACAUGCCUAGGGAAUCGGUCUCAAUCUUACAAAAGCUUCUUACGAGGGACCCCGAGCAAAGAUUAGGAAGUGGGCCGACUGAUGCUCAAGAGGUCAUGAGUCAGCCCUUUUUUAAGAACAUUGUGUGGGAUGAUAUUUAUCACAAGCGCAUUCCGCCCCCAUUCGUGCCUACGAUAAAGAGUGCUACCGAUACCAGUAACUUCGAUUCCGAGUUUACCAGCGUCACACCAGUACUGACACCGGUGCAGUCAGUGCUUUCGCAAGCCAUGCAAGAAGAAUUCCGUGGAUUCUCAUACACGGCGGACUUUGAUUAG